AUGGCUGGUCCUGGCGGUGGUCCUCCUCGUCGCAGCCAUACCAAGUCUCGCAAGGGCUGUGAGACUUGCAAGAGACGUCACAUUCGCUGUGAUGAAAACUUUCCCCAAUGUCGUAACUGCACCAAACACAAGAUCCGCUGCCCGUACAACGACGUACAGGUCCUCGACGCUGACCGCUCGACCACACCGGACAAGCCAGACCUCAUGUGGACGCCUCAAGUUGAGGCAGCCAUCGCGGAGUGGCAGUCUACGGGCGUCUUCCCGUUCCCGUCCUUGCAGGUCUACCCAGCUCCCAUACCGCACCUGCACUCGGUCGAAGAUUUGCGUCUCAUCUACCACGUCGCCAACCUCUACCACCAGCUUUCCACCAUUGACGCCAACAACUUUACGCUCUGGACCCGUCACAUCCCUACUCUCCUCAGGAUUGGUGCCACAACCCCCUAUGUGAUGCAUGCUCUGCUCGCCUUUUCUGCCAUGCACAUUGCUUUCCUUACCGACUGCCCCUUGGUUGGCAGCAUGGCUUUUGAGCAUCGGGGCAUCGCCCUCAGUGGGCUUCAUGAGGCCAUUGGUACUUUUUCUCGUGAGACUUCGGAUGCCAUCCUGGCUGCUUCUCUCGUCCUCUCCUGGCAAGCUACAGAUUGGCGCAGCUGGACCCAGCUAAUGCAGGGAACCUCGACAGUUAUUGACGCGAUGGACGCAUGGAAGCACGAGUCCCAGUUUGGCGACUUCAUCGCCGAGAGCAGCACCUUUCCCACGGCACCUCCCUCUCCUGCACCCGAUCACAGACCAACCCAGCCUCGGGAUGAGGACAUCCAGGCCUUCCAGCGCACCCUUGAACAGGUACAAAAGGUUGAAUCGCACCUGAAGCACCACAAGGAGGAGACCACCCAGGUGCAGCACCUCGUUGGCUUCCUCAAGGGCUCUCGCAAGAUCAGCCCCACGCUUUCCAUUGCCCAGCAGUACGAGCGCCUGCAACCCUUGAGGACGUGGCUCUUCUGGAUGCCUGUCGGGUACCUGCAGAACUUCCACGGGUCGGCCAACUCGCUCGUAGUCAUUGCCCACCUGUACACAGUGGCCCUCCUCAUGGAGCGCCUGUUUCCCGAGAUUGGCGCGGCGUACUUUGGAAGUCUGAGCAUCUCGCCCAUUGAGGAAAUCGCCCGGCGCCUCAUGUCCAUCAGCCUGGCGGGCGGCUCCGAGGGAGGUCUGCGGCGCGAGACGCCCCUCACCCUGAUGGAGUACCCGAUCAACGCGGUGGGCGAUUUCCGCUCGCGCAUGGGCUGGGUUCACCCUGAGCGGACGCGUUCCUUUCCGCAGUUUCACCCUCCCAACUUUCCAGUGCACCAGGGCAACAACGGCAGCGGCAGCGGCAGGAGCAACGGCGGCGGCAACGGCAACGGCAACGGCAGCAACGCGUCCAUGACCCCGGUUUCCUCCUCGGCCUUCCUGCCCUUUGGAAGCCCUGCCUUUGGCUACAGCGCAGAGGGGAUGCCCAUGCUCAACAGCGCCGCCAUUCCUGGCAGCCAUUCGCACUCGGGCAGCCCGUCGAUGCUGUCGUCUUCCUUUUCGAACCCGCAAUACCUCAGCGUGCCGUCGCCCUCGUACACCGGAGCCUACAGCCCUACCUCGUCCACGUUUGAGGGGUCGGCGACGUACAGCGACACGGAAGAGUAUGCGUCCUACGACUUGCAAGGAAGCCCCCCCGCCUAUCUCGCCACUGGUCAGCCGUCGGUUUACCACGAAGCUCAUAGCAGCUACGGCCUCGGGCUCUCGGUUUCUUCAAGCAACAUGCUGGCGUAUCCGUCUUUCCAGGACACAAUGUAUGCAGGAACUCGGCCGUGUGGCAACGGCGACCAGCUGGGAUUGCUGCCCAUGCCCGAGUCUCCCGUUCCUUUGCACGGUACGCGGCAUGGCAAACAUGGCCAUACGGCGUCGGUGUCGUCAGACGCGCACUGCCCGUCGCCGUUGGCGCAUUCGGCGCUGGUGCCUGAUGGUGUCGCCCAGGCGAGGGAUGCGAGCGAGGAGACAGCCCCGGGACACGGACCGAGGACGCAAUGA
Molecule: messenger RNA, 2055 nt
Organism: Ustilaginoidea virens
Lineage: Eukaryota; Fungi; Ascomycota; Sordariomycetes; Hypocreales; Clavicipitaceae
Exons: 7
Coding region: 1-2055 (684 amino acids)
Biological process (GO): regulation of transcription by RNA polymerase II
Molecular function (GO): DNA-binding transcription factor activity, RNA polymerase II-specific; zinc ion binding
Source: RefSeq, a predicted model, not a curated record